Molecule: messenger RNA, 724 nt
Organism: Carya illinoinensis
Lineage: Eukaryota; Viridiplantae; Streptophyta; Magnoliopsida; Fagales; Juglandaceae
Product: egg cell-secreted protein 1.4-like
Exons: 1
Coding region: 64-441 (125 amino acids)
Biological process (GO): double fertilization forming a zygote and endosperm
Source: RefSeq, a predicted model, not a curated record
AUAAUUUCCCAUAUCCCCACAUACCAGAUCUUUCCCAUAUCUAAGCAGAUCAAGAUAAUUUCCAUGGCUGGCCGAAGUGUGUUUGUGUUGCCACCCCUUGGCCUUGGAAUAUUAUGCCUAUUGGCGAUGACCCUCGCAACUGCAGCAAGGGAACUCCCCAUUAAGCCUGGACACAUGCUCGCAGCGAGGCUUGAAACAAGCGAAGGCCUAGUCCCUUGCUGGAACGCGCUCAUGGAGCUCAAAUCCUGCUCAAACGAGAUCGUCCUCUUCUUCCUCAACGGCCAGACCGAUAUCGAUCCAGACUGUUGCCGUGCCAUUUCUAUCAUAACCCAUAAUUGCUGGCCUGCCAUGCUUACUUCCAUCGGUUUUACAGCCGAGGAAGGCAAUAUUCUACGAGGCUAUUGUGAUGCAGCCUCAGCUCCUGCUGCCGCUCCUUCCUAAUCUGGGACACCAGUACUACUGCGUCGUCGGGCUUAGUACUCCUCCAGCUAUAUAUAUAUUUGUCCGUUUUCAGUUUGCAGUUAUGUCUGGUAUUUCUAAGAGUGUCUUGCUUUGUAUUGGUUUGUUUUCCAUGGAAUCAUUUGCUACCUCGGGGAAAUAGAGUGUUUGCAUGUCUGGUACGUUCUACUUCCAAUAUGGGUGUCAUGCACGGUUUUGAUUUGUAGUUGGCUAUGUAAUGAUCAUGACCCUUACAAAUAAAAAGUACUUUGUCCAUUUUUUUUUU